GAGGUUAAAUUUUCAUCAAAAAUUCAUACUGACUACAAUAAAUUGAUGUUCAUUGAGAUUUAUUUGACAUAUCUGUAGUGUAUGGAUAUGUCAAUAUUUUUAGUGAAUAUCGAUAUUAUUUUCAUUGAAAUUGUACAUUUCUAUCUUUAAGUCUUUUGUCUAUUUUAGGUGGUUAUUUUCCAACUCCAUAUACUCAUCAACCAGAACUUGUUAUGAGUGACCGUCGUCGUAGUCGUGAUCAAUAUCUUUAUAUACCAAAAUAUGCACUUAAUAAUACAAAUGUUGAUCGAACAAAUGAAAUACGAAAAUUUUAUCAACUUUCUCAAGAACAUCGAGAUACAUAUAUAGAUCGUAGUGGUACAUUACAUCCUGUUGAACAUUUUAUUUUACCUGUACCAAAUGAAAAAAUGUAUGAAGCAAAUUUACCAUAUUCGUCAAUGUUGCUUCGUCAUACAUCUGAUAUUAAUAUACCUGUUGAUCGAAAUUUUCCACCAGUUAAACAGGUAGCUAAACAAUCAGAAUUUCAAUUGUUUCCUUCAACAGGAUCAAAUUCAAGUAAUAAUGUCUCACAACAACAAAAUGUUAUAAAUGCAUCAUCAACUGUCGAUUAUCUUUGUUGA
Molecule: messenger RNA, 620 nt
Organism: Rotaria sordida
Lineage: Eukaryota; Metazoa; Rotifera; Eurotatoria; Philodinida; Philodinidae
Source: the annotation of a GenBank genome assembly